Molecule: messenger RNA, 851 nt
Organism: Pelecanus crispus (Dalmatian pelican)
Lineage: Eukaryota; Metazoa; Chordata; Aves; Pelecaniformes; Pelecanidae
Source: RefSeq, a predicted model, not a curated record
CUACUAUUAGAACACCAGGAUGCCAUUGCCACUGAGCCUAAUGAUCUGCUGAAUGAAUUGCUGGAAGGGCUGGGACCUGUUCCUGAUGUAGAAUCUUUCCUUGGAGAAGGAGCUGUUGAUCCCAAUGACCCCAACAAGGAAAGCACACUGAAUCAACUUGCAAAAACAGAGAUUUCACUGUCUCUAACAAGCAAAUAUGAGUUACGAGAAGGUGAUGAUCAGGAUCUUAAAAGCCUGAUGAUAAAGACCAAAAGACUUAUUGUGGAUGUGAUACGAACACAGCCAGGAGAAACGCUCUUAGAAAUAUUAGAAACACCACCCACUGCGCAACAGGAAUCUGAGCACUUGAAACUUGUAGAAAAACGUGCCAUCUUAGAUUCCAAAACUCCAGAGAAAAUAAAGCACAGUCAGUCUAUUUUUGAAGAUGGGCAGCUACCAAUAGAACAAAAGAAAAGAAAAAUUCAGAGAAAUCUCCGGACAUUGGAACAAGCAGGACUAGUGUCUUCAGCAACUAAGUACCAAGAAAUUAUAAAUGAGAUCGCUAAGGAUAUCCGGAAUCAAAGAAGAUACAGACAUCAUCGAAAAGCUGAAUUGGUGAAACUCCAGCAGACUUUGAAUGCACUUAACUCCAAGACAGCAUUUUAUGAAGAACAAAUUAAUUAUUACAACACCUAUAUAAAAACUUGUUUAGACAACUUAACAAGAAAAAAUUCACGGAGGUCAAUUAAACUAGAUGGAAAAGAAGAGAUGAAGGGAAGCAAAAAAAUGAAGCAGGCCUCAUUAAAGUACACAGCUGCAAGACUGCAUGAAAAAGGUGUCAUCCUAGAAAUUGAAGAUCUUCAAACCAACCA